Messenger RNA from Chelmon rostratus (copperband butterflyfish), 1289 nucleotides. RefSeq names its product visinin-like. The transcript is spliced from 4 exons. Bases 266 to 844 code for a protein of 192 amino acids. NCBI's taxonomy places the organism in Eukaryota, Metazoa, Chordata, Actinopteri, Chaetodontiformes, Chaetodontidae. The record is from RefSeq and is a predicted model, not a curated record. Gene Ontology annotation, molecular function: calcium ion binding.
CUCGCAGUCAGAGCAUCACUUUUGGUCCUGGACUCCUCAGCUGGUCACACAGCAUAUGCUUCUCUGGGCUGAAUUGUAGGCCAGGACCUGGAUCAAGAGGAUACUGCAGCCAUACCUCAGGAAAAGUCUUCUGUUUACUACUUAGACAGAGUAGAGGAGGCAACUCCCUAGGUUGAAGCUGUGCAUCAACUGCCCCCUAGAAGAGCUCAAGGGCCACAGAUUCCCACUUUGAUAUAGCUCUGAAACAUCACCAACACCACCAACAAUGGGUAACACCAAGAGCGGCGCUGUGUCCAAGGAGAUCCUGGAGGACCUGAAACUCAACACAAAGUUCUCAGAGACUGAGAUUGUCCAGUGGUACGACAACUUCAAGAGGCAGUGUCCAACAGGGCGCAUCUCGAAACAGGAGUUUCAGGCCAUCUACAGCAAGUUCUUCCCAGAAAGCGAUGCCCAAACGUACGCCCAGCACGUCUUCCGCUCCUUCGACACAAACGACGACGGCACGCUGGACUUCAAGGAGUACAUCAUCGCCCUCCACAUGACAUCAACGGGAAAGACCAACAGGAAACUGGAGUGGGCCUUCUCGCUGUUUGAUGUGGACAAGAACGGAUACAUUACCAAGUCAGAGGUCAAGGAAAUCUGCACGGCGAUUUUCAAGCUGAUUCCUAAAGAUGAAGUGGCUGACCUGCCUGAUGAUGAAAACACAGCUGAGAAGAGGGCAGAUAAACUCUGGAAGUACUUUGAGAAGGGUGAAAACGACCGAGUGGCGGAAGGAGAGUUCAUCCAGGGAGUGUUGGACAAUGACGACGCCCUUCGCUUGAUUCAGUAUCAGCCUUCGAAGUAACUCUUCCACAGAUUCGCUGUGUCUCUGUCCAGUCCUGUCUUUUCAGCUUCACCCUUCACUCUGCUAAUGUAAUGACACCUGACCGCACCUUCACAAAGUGUGAACACGCGGCAGGUGUGACCAUAACGCCCUCGAAAUUACGCAAUGACACCGAAAGUUAUCUGUGCUGUCUGAACCCUUCUCUUAAUCGGACAGCACGUAAAACAAAUGUUACAGUAAAAAAGUGGAAAAAUGAGCCUCAUGCAUUACCUGUGAUCGCGGUUACCAUAGCAACCGCAUCCAAAUUUGAAGUCUUGACAGGAAUUCCUGGUUGACUGCUGUCUGUCCCCCAUGUAAUGCUCCCUCACACACACGUGAACGACCUGACACUGUCCCUCAGCUUAAUAAAAAGUGAAUUUCCUGUAAGAUUAGCCCAGUGGUUCUCAAACUGGGGGGGUCAUAGCGC